This is a messenger RNA of Danio aesculapii, 2680 nucleotides long. It is a transcript of the gene mtmr1b, whose product is annotated as myotubularin related protein 1b. NCBI's taxonomy places the organism in Eukaryota, Metazoa, Chordata, Actinopteri, Cypriniformes, Danionidae. The transcript has 16 exons. Gene Ontology annotation, molecular function: phosphatidylinositol-3,5-bisphosphate 3-phosphatase activity. Bases 320 to 2269 code for a protein of 649 amino acids. Gene Ontology annotation, biological process: dephosphorylation. The record is from RefSeq and is a predicted model, not a curated record.
GAUGGUGCUGGAGGCGGUUUUACGAAACCUACUGCGUUGAAGGUUGAGGCUUAAUAUUCAUAACCUGUGCAUUUGCUAGUAGGACCUGUUAAUACAACGUAAUUAAAAAUCUGGACAAACCAUCAUCAUUGGAAAUUUACGUGGCACGUAACGUUACUUAAUUCGUAUUCGUGAUUAAUUCGUACACGUCGGCGUAGUAGGAUAGGCAAUGUGUGUCUCAGCGUAUGACAAACUUUAAAACCGUUCGCACUUCGCAUAUAGAGACGAUGAGCGUUGGAUAUAACAUUGUUUGCUGCACUUUGUAAACUUGCAAUAGAGAAUGGACAAGCGACCGACUUCACCACAGUCAAACGCUGAAACUCCAGACAGUCCAACAGGGGCUCAUGUUGAAUGGUGCAAACAACUAAUUGCAGCCACAAUGUCCAGUCAAAGCUGUGGACCCAUCAGCUCCGAGAUGAUUUCCAGAGAAUACAAGGACUGUGAUAUGGAGAUUAAAGGAUUUCUCUUGGACAGUGACCCACAACAGACUGCCCCCUCCUCGGCACUCAGAGAAGGAAAUAAGCAAGCUCAGAUGGAAGAGGCUCCGCGUAUUCCUGGAGAAACAAUCAAAGCUAUUGUCAAAGACGUCAUGUACAUCUGUCCAUUCUCUGGGGUCAUAAGAGGCACUUUAACCAUCACUGACUUCAAGCUCUACUUUAAGAGUCUGACAAGGGAUUCUCCGUUUGUACUGGAUGUUAAUCUUGGAGCCGUAAGCAGACUGGAGUCUAUCGCGGUUCAGAGUCACGGGGACAACACUCAAGGACUUGAGAUAGUCUGCAAGGAUUUGAGAACCCCGCGGUUUGCAUACAAGAAGGAGGGACAAAACAAUUUGGAGAUGUUUAAAAUAUUGUCGAAGUAUGCGUUUCCGCUUUCCCACAACUUGCCUCUCUUUGCCUUUAAGUACAGAGAGACAUUUCCAGAGGAUGGAUGGAAAAUCUACGACCCAGUUGCUGAGUACAAGAGACAGGGUAUUCCGAACGAGAGCUGGAUCAUCAGUAAAGUUAACAGUGGUUAUGAGGUGUGUGAAACGUAUCCUGCUCUGCUGGUCCUGCCUUCAAACGUCACAGAGGAUGAACUGAAGAGAGUGGCAGCUUUUAGGGCCAAACGCCGUUUCCCUGUGCUUUCCUGGAUUCAUCCUGAGAGUCAGGCCGCUAUCGUGCGUUGUGGUCAGCCACAGGUGGGUCCAUCAGACCGCCGCUGUAGGGAGGAUGAACGGUACCUGCAGACAAUACUUGAUGCCAACGCUCAAUCUCACAAGCUCUGCAUUUUUGAUGCUCGCCAAAGUACUGUGGCUGACACCAACAAAGCCAAAGAUGGAGGAUAUGAGAAUGAAAGUUUCUACAUCAAUGUGGAGCUGAACUUUCUGGAAAUACCCAACAUACAUGUGAUGAGAGAAUCCUUAAGGAAACUUAAGGAGGUGGUGUAUCCUGCCAUUGACCAACAACACUGGUUCUCAAACGUGGAUGCCACUCACUGGCUAGAAUACGUCAGGCUCUUGCUAGCUGGUGCUGUUCGGAUUGCAGACCGAAUUGAGUCAGGUAAGACAUCAGUGGUGGUCCACUGCAGUGAUGGCUGGGACCGCACAGCUCAGCUCACCUCUCUGGCUAUGCUCAUGCUAGACGCACACUACCGCUCACUUAGGGGCUUCCAGGUGUUGUUGGAGAAGGAGUGGCUGAGCUUCGGGCACCGAUUUGCUUCGCGUGUGGGACAUGGAGAUGGGAAUCAUGCAAACUCUGAGCGCUCGCCUCUUUUUGUUCAGUUUAUAGAUUGUGUCUGGCAAAUGACCCGACAGUUUCCUUCUGCAUUUGAGUUCAAUGAGCUAUUUCUCAUCAUGGUACUCGAUCACCUGUUCAGUUGCCUGUUUGGGACAUUUCUUUACAACAGUGAGCAAGAACGAGUUUCAAAGGAGGUUUACAACAAGACUGUGUCUUUGUGGUCAUAUGUGAACAGCCAGAUUGAGGAAUUUACCAACCCACUGUAUGUGAACUAUGAACACCAUGUUUUAUAUCCGAUUGCCAGUCUUAGACAUCUAGAGCUUUGGGUCAGUUAUUAUGUGCGUUGGAACCCUCGCAUGAGGCCACAGGUUCCCAUACAUCAGAGUUUAAAGGAGUUGUUGGUCCUAAAGUCAGAGCUGCAGAAAAGAGUGGAGGAUCUAAAACAAGAUGCAGCUUCAUCACAUUCUCUCUCCUCUUCAGAGCAUGAAGGCAUGCCCAUGCAAACUACUGUCUGAGUGUGUCUCAUUUGGUAAAUUCUGUAAAUCAUAGUUGCUCCCAUCUCUGUUGUCACAUUCGAAUAAUAACAACGUUUACAUAUAAUAAAAUUCUGGUGUAGUGCUUGGAAUAUACCCACACUGUGGUCAUUGAGGCCCCCUAUAGGCUACUGGCUAAAUCUCAUGGCACUGUUCACUCACAACACUCAUUUCAAUGAAUUUUUUAAUCAUGCAUAAUAUGAAAACUGUGAAUAGAUUUGCUUUGUUCUAGUGAAACAUAUUUGUUACACAGACCACCACCACCUUCAGACAAAAUGUAAAUAAGUUAAGUGCAUUUAAAUUGCAUUUGUCUAAUGCAUGCAUGUUUUAUAUUGUUUUUGUUAUACACAUUUUAUAGCGUUAUUUAAUUAAAAAAAAAAAGUUUAAAACACA